UGUUUUCAUUCAUCGAGCAUAGCCGAUUUCUAUCAUAAAUUGAUUAAUUCCAGUUAUAUGAACAAAUCCCAUGAUCAAAGCAUAAUCACAAACCACUUUACCUAUAUAGUCGCCGAAUAACUCGAUUCAUUGAUAUGAAGAUUUGUGGAUAUUUACCUACAGUAUUUGUGUUUCAUUUCAGUUGAAAAUAUAUUUACCAAAAAUAUAUUUACAAUAAAUGCAUUGAAAGGUAUUGUUUUCAAAGUAGUACUACGAACGAGAAGGAAUUAAAAAACAUCCCGAAUGAAGAAUUUUCUGUUUGAAAUAGGUUUACUAUGCUAAUCUGUUUAUCGUUGCAUAAAAAAUUGUGACAGUUAACGCGAGAAGGAAAGCCUUAACUAUUUAAUAUGUGGGAAUAAUAUAUUAGUUUAAAUAAUAUUUGUGUAAACUCAAGGUGGAUAUAUUGUAUGAAGAGUUCUAAUUAAGACAUGGAAUAGAGAAAUAUUUACGUUAUUUACCAGAUUAAUAUAAGACGAUUUGACAUUAACGCUGAAAUCUUGGCGUUGGGAAUAAUGUAGUUAGAAGUUACAUGUCUUACAAUAUGUAGGUAAAGGUUAUUGGAGAACAAAAAAAUAAAUAAAUAAAAAUGUGUAGAUGCAAGAAAAACCACUCUAUUUGCCAUUUUCUGUGUAACUUUUGGAAUUCGAUCAUAUGGACAUUACUGUUGGGAUAUACAGCAGGUUACGACCCAAGAGGUCGAAAUAGAAAUGGAGAAAAGUUGGUCCCCAUUCAGCCAUCGUUUGCACCAUCAGAACAAAACUUCACCGUUUUUAAAGGACACACAGCUGUACUGACGUGUAUUGUAGAAAAUCUUGGGACAAAAACGGUAGUAUGGCGCAAACUGUCAGAUAUGAAUCCAUUAACAGUAGGAAAGAUGACGUAUGUAUCAGAUUCAAGAUUUCAGAUACAUCAUAUAAUCCACAGAAACAACUGGAAUUUGCACAUAAGGGAUGCAAAAGAUUCAGAUUCAGGCACCUAUGAGUGUCAAAUCAGUACAAAGGAUAGAAAUCUGCGGAAGACUGUCCACCUCCAAGUACUAGAGAGACCAGAAAUACAACUAGAACCUUCAGGAAUUAUGAUCACAGGCAAUUUUCACGUAGAAAUUGGAGAUACGCUACAUAUGAUUUGUAACGCGACAGAAGCGGAAACGCCACUAGAAGAUAUUGCCUGGUUUAAGGACGGAAAUGAACUAGAAAAGAACGAUAGAGCCACAAUUUAUAAAGCUGUGUCACUAAAGGGCAAAUCAAUUAAAAGUGAUUUGUAUAUAGACAAGGUUGUAAUGGCCGAUUCUGGAUAUUAUUUGUGUCGAACUACGGGCGAUCUAACUACACAUGAACAUGUCCAGGUUUUAAAUACUGCUGGUAACAAAGAUAAACGGGGAACUCUUAUCGACACGUCACUAGGAUAUCAAGAAGGCUUGGAUAAGAAAAACGCGUCUACAAGUCUUCAUGGAAAAGCAGUUUUGUUUGUUGCAUUUUUCGUUGAACUUUUGAAACACAUAUUUUCAUAACAACAAAAUGUAACAGGGGUUUCGUUGAAUUCCAAAGUAUAGAUUAUGUGCAAUUUCAAGAGUGAAAACAGACUGAAACGAAAUUUACCAUUUUUUGGUGAUAGUUCUGGAACAUUUACCGAACACCACGUCUACUGAAAGUGAAAAUAGCAAUGGACAACAACACAGAGUACAUGUAUUGCGCCAGUUGACUAAAUGAAAACACCUGCCGGACAUAACAAUUUGGCAUAAAACACUAUAUUCAUGCCUCAUUGAUAAAAAGAAUUGUCUGCAAAAGAAACGGGUAACAUAAACUUCUUUGCAAUCUGCUUUUUAUUCAUCAUGCGUUUACGUUUCCAUAGUGGUCAUUCGUGUAAAUAAAACAUGUUGUUCAUAUUACCAUCAGGAUGAUAAAGAAAAUAUCAUCCGAGUCCAGGAAAUAGGUGUAAACAAACAAAGUUUCUAUAAUUUCCGUAUAUAUUGGACACAAAAAGGAACUCGAAAAACCUACAGACAUUAUGUUGGAAAUGAGGAUCAAAUAGAACCACGUUUAAUGGUAUACAAAAUUGAAACUAAUUCAACUAGUCAAAGUCUAGUCCCAUUGACAAUUAGUUUUCAUUAUUUUUUAUGUUCACUUUCGUGUUGAAAAUGUAAAGCAAUACAUUAUCAUAUUUUGUGAAAAAAUAAUACUUACAAUGGAACUAUAUUCACGAGUCCCAAGAUAAUUGACGCAUGUGAAUUAUUCAAAUGUACAAAUGACAUUUUACUAUUCAAGUGUUAAUUUACAACAUACCAAAGAUUAAAUUUUAAAUCAAAGUGCUAUUAAGUGAGAUGAAUAUUGUAGUAUAUAUACUGUAUAUUUUGUUUGAUCGUCUGUUCCGUUUGUUUUUGUUGUCAUAAACUUAAGUGAUAUUCCAGCAUUGUAAAUUAUGCAUUUAAUUGCUGUCAUUCCAUAUUUUUUAUUAAUUUGUUAUACGAGUAAGUGUCUAUGUUAUCGGUAUAUUGCAUGUCUGUAUUAUAAUAUUUCCCCUUUGCCUUUUGAUUGUUGCCAAGAAAUAUUAUUAUGUAUGCUUUGCAAUAUGCAAUAGUUUUAAUGCGACAAACAUCACGAAAGUCCUGUUGAUAUUCAAUUUAUACUAAACAUCGCUAAAUAUUUGCUGUUUAUUGAUAUUGUUUCCACAAGGUCCUGUGUUAGAAUUUAAUUUAACUUAUUAAUGAAUACUUUCGCAAAUAUUAUCUUUUAUAUAAAAAAAAAAUAGUAUUACGCCAAAUAGAUAUUAAUAAAUGUAUUGCGCAGCUUAUGGCGUAUAUUAACCCCAAGCAUGUGCUAUUUACCUUUUCGUAUAGUAAACCUUGUUCGAUAGACAAGAUUAAAUUCUUACAGUAUUCUACCUCUAUUAACUACAAAUCUGUGUUCUUUGGGUUAAUGCCAUCAGUUCAUUACCUCAGCGUCUCUUUUCUUACUGGGUAAUUGUAAAAAUGUAUAUUAUAUAUGCAUAUAUAAUAAACAAAAAAUAGAAUUUUAUGAAGAUUUUAUCGAUACAGCAAAUAAAAAAUCUGAACUGGAAAUAUGAAGACAGUCAACAAUUUAUGUUAUGUUUCAAAGCAACAGGCAGAGAAAGAGGUUGAUGGGGGUAACAAAUGCAAAACAUUACCAAACAAUUUCGUCACGUGCAAAAUAUUACUAAACUUUUUAUCUUAGGGAUCAUUUUAAAGGGUAAAUUCCCCCAAACAAAUAUUGUUCAAGGUCAUACUCCCUGGAGACUUGUGUAAUGAAUUUCUUUAGGCUAUGUACAUUUUUAAGUUUUAAUUUCAAUGAUAAUUAUUGUCAUUGACUCUAGUAUCUCAAUAAAUUAUUCAUAUUUCACAUAAAUAUUACAUUUAAAAUGUUAACAUUUUGUGUAUUGAUAUCAUAUUUUUCAUGUCACACUUUUGAUCAUAUAUUCAUAUUGAAAACCAAUUAAUAAAACUAAAAUGAUAUAUGAUUAUUCA
Molecule: messenger RNA, 3520 nt
Organism: Mytilus californianus (California mussel)
Lineage: Eukaryota; Metazoa; Mollusca; Bivalvia; Mytilida; Mytilidae
Product: lachesin-like
Exons: 7
Coding region: 626-1549 (307 amino acids)
Biological process (GO): synapse organization
Cellular component (GO): neuron projection membrane
Source: RefSeq, a predicted model, not a curated record